Messenger RNA from Adineta ricciae, 774 nucleotides. Lineage: Eukaryota; Metazoa; Rotifera; Eurotatoria; Adinetida; Adinetidae. The record is from the annotation of a GenBank genome assembly.
AUGACUGAUAUAUUUAUUGGUUAUUCAAUUCAAACGUGGAUUAGCGCAUUGAUUGGUGCUGGUUCCGUUGGUCUUGUUGGAGUUUUACCGUUAUUUGUCGUUCCAGAUGAAGGAAAUAAAAAAGAGAAACCAUAUUUGGAAAUUUUGCUAAGUGUUGCCGUUGGAAGUCAAUUAGCCGAUGUAUUUUUACAUUUAUUACCAGAAGCAUUUGCACAUCCCAAUGCAUCAGCAAUUCAAAUUGGUCUUUGGAUCUUAGUUGGUCUAUUUCUUUUCUUUCUUAUCGAACAAAUCUUUCCUGAUGAUCAAAAUGAUCAAUCAAACACAAAAAUCAAAACAAGUGGUUAUUUAAAUUUAUUAGCGAAUUUUAUUGAUAAUUUAACACACGGUGCAGCGAUUGGUGGUAGUUUUGCUGUUAGUCCAUUCGUUGGUGCAACAACAUUAGCUGGAAUCAUGAUUCACGAAAUUCCUCAUGAAAUGGGAGAUUUUGCCAUUCUUCUCAAAGCAGGUUUUGAUCGUUGGCAAGCGACAAAAGCUCAGAUUAUAACUGGAUUUGGAGGAAUACUUGGAGCUUCAAUGGCACUUUUCUAUUCAAAUUCAGUUCACAGUACUUUAUGGGUUUUACCAUUUACUAGUGGUGCCUUUCUUUACGUUGCAUUAGUGAAAACAGUACCUGAGCUAUUGAAAGAAAAUGAUCUUUUACAUUCACUUCGACAAUUACUUGGUGUACUUAGCGGUCUUCUUAUUAUUUACUUUAUUAUUCUUUAUUGUGAAUGA